AUGUCAAAGAAAUCUACAUGCGAUAUUAUAUCUCUUCCAGAAGAGAUGUUGACAGAAAUCGUUAUGCAAGCGGCUUCAAGUUCUGUCAAUGAUUUCAUUAAUGUCAGGUUAAGCUGUAAAGCUUUUCUUGCUGCGUCGAACUAUGAUCAGGUCUUUGAGAAGGUUUCCAUGGAGAAAGUUGGUUUCGUUCCAUGGCGUAGGAGCGAGAGGGUUUUUGAAAAACGAUGCAGAGCUGCCAAGAACGCCGAAGCGUUAUACAGGAAAGGAAUGGUCGAUUGCUUCAGCCGAAAGAAACCCGACUCCGGACUCCAUUGUUUCAAGAAGGCUACCGAGAAAGGUCAUGUUGAAGCCAUGUAUGCUUACGGCAUUAUCCUCAUCUGUUUAGGAGGUGAGCUGAGGGAACAAGGGCUUCAGAUUUUAUCCUCUCUCAAUCUUGACAAGUCGAACAGAAGAAAUUCGAAGAUCAUCGCGAGCUGUCGGUCGAAAACGGAGAAGCUUUUGAGUUGCAUGUGGGUGUACGAAACAUUGGCAGCGCCUAAAGGAAGAGAUUGUGAUUGUGAUUGUGAUCGUGAUCGUGAUCGUGAUCGUGAUCAAGCUUGGGAAGCAAGCAACAACGUCGGCCAUUGCUGUGAUACUUGCUUUUGGGAUCGUGAAGCAACUGUAUUUUGUAAUUUGAUUAGGAAAUAUUUAAUUUAUUAA
Messenger RNA from Hibiscus syriacus, 699 nucleotides. RefSeq names its product putative F-box protein At1g67623. The record is from RefSeq and is a predicted model, not a curated record. NCBI's taxonomy places the organism in Eukaryota, Viridiplantae, Streptophyta, Magnoliopsida, Malvales, Malvaceae. The coding region runs from base 1 to 699 and encodes 232 amino acids. The transcript has 2 exons.